UUUUAAUCUCUUCAGAGUCCUAAGCCCAUGGAAGGCCAAAACAAGAGUACUGGAUUUAUCCUUUUGGGAUUUUCUGGCAACCGAGAGGUGCAAACUUUGUUUUUUGUGUUGUUUUUGGCCAUGGACACCAUAUCACUGCUGGGGAAUGCAUUAAUAACUGUCAUUGUCAGGCUUGAUCCUGCCCUUCACACCCCCAUGUGCUCUUUCAUUGCCAGCCUAUCUUUGGUGGAUAUCUGCUACACCUCUGUCACAGCUCCUAAGAUGCUGGUGAACCUCGUCUCCAAAGACAAAGCCAUCUCCGUCAUUGGCUGUGCUGCUCAGCUGUACUUUCUCCUCUCCCUGGGUACCACGGAAUGCUUUCUUCUUGCUGCCAUGGCAUAUGACCGCUUCUUGGCCAUCUGCAAUCCAUUGCGUUACUCAGCCAUCAUGAGCAUGCAGUUGCGCACCUGCCUGGUGGCUGGCUCAUGGGCUAGCGGGAUGGUGCUUUCGCUUGCGCAGACCAGCCUGAUAUUUGCUCUUCCUUUUUGCGGGGACAACCAAAUCAAUUACUUCUUUUGUGACAUCCCUCCGCUCUUGCGACUCGCCUGUGGAGAUAUCUCUGUCAAUGAAAUCGCCGUCUUUAUGGCAGGGUUGCUAAUGACGCUGAUCCCAUCUCUGUUGAUUCUAGGCUCCUAUGUCCACAUAAUCACCACCAUCCUGAAAAUGACAUCAGCAAAGGGCAGGCAGAAAGCCUUCUCCACCUGCUCCUCACAUCUCAUCGUCAUCACUUUGUUCUAUGGGUCUGCCAGUGCCAUGUACCUGAGACCCCGAUCUAGCUACAUUCUUGAAAAUGACAAAUUUCUAGCACUGCUUUACUCCAUCGUUACCCCAACCCUGAAUCCCAUCAUCUACAGCUGGAGGAGCAAAGAGAUAAAGGAGGCUCUGAAGAGAAGGGUUGCUUCAAAAUGGCUCCUUUUCAACCUCUGA
Molecule: messenger RNA, 966 nt
Organism: Hemicordylus capensis (graceful crag lizard)
Lineage: Eukaryota; Metazoa; Chordata; Lepidosauria; Squamata; Cordylidae
Product: olfactory receptor 10A7-like
Exons: 1
Coding region: 28-966 (312 amino acids)
Biological process (GO): G protein-coupled receptor signaling pathway
Cellular component (GO): membrane
Molecular function (GO): G protein-coupled receptor activity; olfactory receptor activity
Source: RefSeq, a predicted model, not a curated record